GUCACGGGGCAAGCCGUUAGCUUUGUGAGCGCGCAGAGAGAGGGCUGCUGAAACGUUCACUGGUCGCGUUGGCACCAUGGUGGCGAAACAGAGGAUUCGGAUGGCUAACGAAAAACAUAGUAAAAACAUCACCCAAAGAGGCAACGUGGCCAAAACCUUGAGGCCACAAGAAGAGAAAUAUCCUGUAGGACCUUGGCUUCUGGCACUAUUUGUUUUUGUUGUCUGUGGAUCAGCAAUUUUUCAAAUAAUCCAGAGCAUCAGGAUGGGUAUGUGAGAAGAUAAUGACGUUGGACACUUGUUUAUCUAAGAGCAAAAAUGUGGAACUACAUCUACCUAGCAGAGAUAUUUUUGAAAAUAAAUUUUUUUGAAAACAGUCAUCAUACCAAUAUUUCCCUGAAGGGAUACAGACUCUUUUUCAAAUUUGAUUUCAAAUAUAGAUAGACCGUGGAUUACUGA
This is a messenger RNA of Xenopus laevis (African clawed frog), 456 nucleotides long. RefSeq names its product stress-associated endoplasmic reticulum protein 2 (gene serp2.S). Gene Ontology annotation, cellular component: endoplasmic reticulum; endoplasmic reticulum membrane; membrane. The transcript is spliced from 3 exons. NCBI's taxonomy places the organism in Eukaryota, Metazoa, Chordata, Amphibia, Anura, Pipidae. The record is from RefSeq and is a predicted model, not a curated record. Bases 77 to 274 code for a protein of 65 amino acids. Gene Ontology annotation, biological process: endoplasmic reticulum unfolded protein response.